Messenger RNA from Vigna umbellata (rice bean), 1720 nucleotides. RefSeq names its product mitochondrial inner membrane protein OXA1-like. Gene Ontology annotation, molecular function: membrane insertase activity. Lineage: Eukaryota; Viridiplantae; Streptophyta; Magnoliopsida; Fabales; Fabaceae. The record is from RefSeq and is a predicted model, not a curated record. Gene Ontology annotation, biological process: protein insertion into mitochondrial inner membrane from matrix. Gene Ontology annotation, cellular component: mitochondrial inner membrane.
UUCCUUUGGAUGUAAAAGCAUUUUGACUAAUUGGACAAACAAAACAGAGUUCAGAGGUUUUCGUUUUUUUUUUUCUCUCUUUUAGUCUAUGCAGCAGAAGCAUCAAUAACUCAUCAGUCGCCAGAAAUUUCAAAGAAUACAAAUGGCCCACAGGCGUUGCCUCUUGAUAAGAGGGAACCUCAUGAAUCAAAAGUGCCACCCGUCUUUCAGUUAUGUUCUCCACAGUGAUGAAGAGAAACAUGAAAGCACUGGCGAAAGGUCAUCUUCAGCAGGGAUUAGUAAUUUUUUCCAAAGAAGGAUGUUUGGGAACUCAGUGGAUGGAUCAAUGUGGUGUUUUGCCUAUUCUGAACAUAGAAUGUCUUCGAACAGAUUCCUUUCUCCGAGCUCUGGGUAUAAUUUAUAUCGACAUAUGUCAACAACUAAUCAGGGUUCCGAUAAGAUUGAAAUAAUGACUGACAUAGCAGAUGUUCUAAAAAACAAUACGAUGGAAGCUGUGAAUUCUCAGGCACCUAUUCUUAAAGAAGUUGCAAUUGCCUCUGCUGAUUCUGUUUUACCUGUGAAGGCCUUGCAGUACAUUAUAGAUGCCAUGCAUUCCUACACUGGAUUGAACUGGUGGGCAGCCAUAGUUAUAACAACUCUCUUGAUUCGAAGUGCAACAGUUCCACUCUUAAUAAAUCAACUUAAGGCCACUUCUAAGCUUACGCUGAUGAGGCCUCACAUGGAAAAAAUAAAGGAAGAGAUGGAAGAUAAGGCUAUGGAUCCCAUUGCUGUUGCUGAAGGUCAGAAAAAAAUGAAGAUGCUAUUUAAGGAAUAUGGUGCAAGUCCAUUUACUCCAUUGAAGGGGCUCUUUAUUCAAGGUCCUGUCUUUAUUAGUUUCUUCCUUGCGAUAAGAAACAUGGCUGAAAAGAUGCCAUCAUUCAAGGAUGGCGGAGCCUACUGGUUUGUUGAUCUUACCACUCCAGAUGCAUUGUACAUUUUGCCAGUUCUGACUGCAUUGACGUUCUUAAUAACAGUAGAGUGCAACAUGCAAGAAGGCAUGGAAGGAAAUCCAGCUGCUGGCACCAUGAAAAAAGUCUCGAGGGUUCUUGCUGUCCUUACAGUUCCUUUUACCAUGGGAUUUCCGAAGGCUAUAUUUUGUUACUGGAUUACAUCAAAUUUGUUUUCACUUGGAUAUGGACUCGUUCUUAAAGCUCCUGGUGUAAAGAAAGCUUUGGGUAUCCCCAUAAUACCGGAAGCAGCAGCCACCAGUGGUGCACAAUCUCCCUCUUCUAUAUUUCCAGCCCUGAAACAAGCUACAGCAGCAAGAAUUGCACCAAAGUCAUUGCCUGUUGAACCAUCAAAACAUAUUACAAACACAUCUUCUGAUGUCAAUCAGAGACUAAAUCGUUUAGAGAAACAAGUGAAAAGAAGAAAGAAAAACAAGAAAUGAGGAAAAGUUGAAUUGUUUCUUAGUUAUACCAACCUAAUAUAUCAUAGAUGUACUGAAAUUUUGGCUGUUGUUUUUGUCAAAGAAUCUGUUUAGAGUUAGAAUCAAAAUUUUGGGAAUUAUUUCUGAUUUGAAUUCCUAGGACUUGCUGCCAAUAAUUAGCAUGAUUUGUUCCCCUAAUAAUUAGCAUGAUUUGUUUCCCUGUAUUCAGUUUUUGAUUCUCAGGGAGUGUUAUUCCCUUUCUAGUCUAUUCAAAUGUGACUAUUCAAUAGGAAAUAAUGAGUAUUUUCUUGC